Molecule: messenger RNA, 2652 nt
Organism: Geodia barretti
Lineage: Eukaryota; Metazoa; Porifera; Demospongiae; Tetractinellida; Geodiidae
Source: the annotation of a GenBank genome assembly
UUGGGGGACAUUCCCAUCAGGAUCGCGAAGGAAGGUUAUCGGUUCGUUUUCACGGCGUUGGGGCUGGCAGCCGCUGCCCUGGCCGUGGGCUGGUUCGUGGUCGGCGUGGUACUGCUGGCGGUGGCGGUGGCGGUGGCAGGGUUCUUUCGCGAUCCGGAGCGCGUUUCGCCGGACGGGGAAGGCAUCGUCGUGUCUCCGGCGGACGGCAAGGUGGUGAGCGUCGACGAUGUCUCGGAUGCCGAUGGCCGCAGGGUCAGCAUCUUUCUUUCGCCCCUGGACGUGCACAUCAACCGGGCUCCCAUGAACGGACGAGUGGUGGAUGUCCGCUAUCAGACGGGCCACUUCCUGGCCGCCUACAAGGGCAAGGCGUCCGACGAGAAUGAACGCAAUGCCAUCGAGCUCCCACGGACCAGGGUGAUGGACAGUACCGAAAAGUCCGGCUCGCCGUUUAGAAAAGUCCGGCUCAUCCCGCGGGGGAAGGCCAAACCGGGCCGCCUGAAGCGGCGGGGUCCGUCCAACCGGCCGCGCCGCGCCAUCUAUCUUCUGCCCAGCCUGUUCACCGCGGGCAAUCUCUUCUGCGGCAUGUUCGCCAUGAUCUUCGCGUUCAAUGGCGAGUACCAUCAGGCGGCCCUGUUCAUCGUGGUCGCGCACCUGCUGGACGGCGUCGACGGCGCGGUGGCGCGGCUAACCCACACCACCAGCCAGUUCGGAGUCGAAUUCGAUUCCCUGGCCGACCUCGUCUCGUUCGGCGUGGCGCCGGCGAUCCUGCUCUACGUAUUCGCGUUGGCGCCGUUGGCCACCUGGGGCGGCUUCGUGGCGGCUCUGUUCGCCGUCUGCGGGGCGCUACGCCUGGCGCGCUUCAACGUCCAGACCCUGGCUACGGAAAAGAGCUACUUCACCGGAUUGCCGAUCCCGGCGGCCGCGGCCAUGGUCGCGGCUACCAUCUUCAUGUAUUUCAUGCUGGGACUCGAGAACACGGACAGCAAGCCCGUGGUCUUUAUGGUCAUGGCAUGUACGCUGGCGGGCCUCAUGGUGAGCAAUUUCCGCUAUCUCAGCCUGAAACAGCACCACUUCAAGAAGCGCAGCACCAUUGGGUUGUUGCUUUCCGCGCUGGUAAUCAUUAUACUAACCAUCUCUAUGGACGGCGAGCAGUCGCCCGGGGCAAGCAUGAACAUCGACGAGAAGGUCCUCAUUGCCCGCCAACUGGACAAGCUGGGGGUGGACGUCAUCGAGGCCGGCUUCGCCGCGUCGUCGCCGGGGGACUUCGAGUCCGUGGUGCAGGUAUGCAAGGCCGUCAAGCGCCCCAUCGUGCUGAGUCUGGCGAGGGCGCAGCAGGGCGAUAUCCGGAAGGCCGCCAAGGCGGUGGAAGGGGCGCGGAAGCCGGGGCUCCAUACCUUCAUCGCCACCUCCGAUAUACACAUGAAGCACAAGCUCCGGAUGUCCCGGGAGGAGGUGCUGGAGUCCGUGGGUACGGCCGUGGUGCUGGCGAGGAGAUAUCUGGACUAUGUCGAGUUCUCGGCGGAGGACGCUUCGCGCAGCGACCCGGAGUUCUUGGUGGAGGUCUUCUCGGAGGCCAUCCGGGCCGGGGCGAAAACCCUCAACAUUCCGGACACCACGGGCUACGCCAUCCCGUCGGAGUUCGGCGAGCUGGUGCGGUACCUGAUUGAAAAUACCGAGGACUCGGACAAGGUCACCUGGAGCGCCCACUGCCACAACGAUCUGGGUCUGGCCGUGGCCAACUCCCUGGCGGCGGUGGCCAACGGGGUGCGGCAGGUGGAGUGCACGGUGAACGGCAUCGGCGAGCGGGCCGGCAACACCUCGCUGGAAGAGGUGGUGAUGGCCCUCAAGACGCGGCGGUCCGUGUUCAAUCUCGACACGCGCAUCCACACCGAGCAGAUCUAUCCCACGUCGCGUCUGCUGUGCCAGGUCACCGGCAUCUCGGUUCCGCUCAACAAGCCCAUCGUGGGAGACAACGCCUUUGCCCACGAGGCCGGGAUCCAUCAGGACGGCGUGCUGAAGCAGAAGCUCACCUACGAGAUCAUGAAGCCCGAAACCAUCGGUAUACCGGGCAACCGGCUGGUGAUGGGCAAGCACUCCGGCCGGCAUGCCUUCAGCGAAAGAUUGCAGCAUCUCGGCUUCACGCUCAACAAGGACGAGAUCAACCGGGCCUUCGAUCGGUUCAAGGAGCUCGCGGACAAGAAGAAGGAAGUGUUCGACGAGGACAUCGAGGCCCUGGUGGCGGACGAGGUGCUGAGGAUACCGAGCCAGCCGGACCGUUACGAGCUGGUGUACAUGAACAUCGCCUCGAGCUCAUCCGCAGUGCCGUCGGCCACUAUACGGAUGCGGGUGGACGGCGAGGAGAAGAUGGCCCACGACACGGGUGACGGGGUGGUGGAUGCGUGUUAUAAAGCCAUCGCCAAGAUCUCCGGUAGCCGCGCGAAGCUGCAACGGUAUUCGGUUUCGAGCGUCACCGGCGGCACCGACGCCCAGGGCGAGGUGUCGUGCAUGCUUCAGGAAAAGGACAUCAACAUCUCCGGGAAAGGUUCCCACACGGACAUCAUCAUGGCGAGUGCGCUGGCGUAUGUGAACGCCUUGAACCGUCUCGAAUAUCGCAAGCGGCACCGUAAGGUUUCAGUAGAGGGGGGUCCAUGA